AUGAAACAGUCUAUGAUUGAUGUAAUAAUUCCUAAAAACAACACUGAAAAAUUAUCUGUUGCAUAUCGUAUGCUUGCAAUUUCAGCUGAUGGAUCUAUUCAUUUUUUAAAAGAAAACAAUGUUAUUUGGGAGAGAGAAGAAUCUCUUGCACACACCAUACAAGUUGAAUUUAUUGAUUUGCCUGAAAGAAAACUAUGGACACAAGAAACUGAUGAACUUGCUGAACAACCGGAAGAAACUGAAUCUUUUAAUCCAUUGACCCGCUAUUUUAAAAGAUUAUUUAAGCAUAUAGAACAACUUAAAGACUUACCAGCUUAUUUGACUACAUAUGUACAAAGAUUUGUUACUGGUGACUAUUCUGUAGAACCUAUUUCUAAAGACGAUAAAGGAAAACCUAUUCUUUACAGGGACACAUUUGGUUUUCGUAAAUUGCUUAUUUUCCUAACAAAAAAUAAAUUAGUAGCUUUAGACACUGGAAAUAAGGGCCAGAUUGUUUGGUCGCGUUAUUUUGGCAAGGAAAUACGCUCAUUUGAAAAAUUAAUAGUUGUUCGUUCAUCAACAGUUAAAUAUCCACCAGUUAUUGUUGCCAUUGGACACCAGAUUAAAGAGGAAAGUUACCACAUUAAAUUUAUCAGACUAAAUGCUCUUACUGGGGAAGAUUUUAUAUCUAACGAACAUGUAGAAAAUUAUCCUCCUAUUUACUCAAUAUCAGGCAUUUCUCGUCGUAUAUUUAAACUACCAGUUGAAGAACCUGAUGAGAGGAUGCAUAUUAUUGCAGUAAUUGAUGAUGAUUCAAAACUUCAUUUAUAUCCAAAUCAUAAAAACUCUAGGAAAGCAUUUAAAAAUUUCACUCCUUCAUUUUAUUUUACAUUAUCUGAGAAUACUAUUCACUCAGAAGGAUUAAAAGGUUACAGUGUUAAUGCCAACAUUAGUGAUGAGCUUCAACAUUUUGACAUAUCCGAAGUUUGGAAUAUCCAUUUUCCAGAUGAUGAAAAGAUUUCUGCAAUUGGUCAUAGACCUCAAUAUGAAAAAGUUGCAUCACUUGGCCGUGUUCUUGGUGAUCGAUCAGUUCUAUACAAAUAUCUAAAUCCACAUUUGGUUGCAGUCGCCACAUUAUCAUCAUCAGAAUCCUCAACUGCAACAUUAAAUAUAUAUUUGAUAGAUAUAGUUAAGGGAUCGAUAUUGUAUCAAUAUAAACAUGAAAAUGUUGGGAAAAUACAUCCAAUAAAUAUUGUUCAAGUAGAAAAUACUGUUUUAUAUGUAUUUUGGAGUGAAAAUGAAUCAACAAAAGGUUAUCAAGUAGUUGUUUAUGAUUUUUAUGAAAGUGAAAAAAAAGAUGAAAGAAUAAAUAGUCCUGUUUUUUCAUCAUUUUCGCAUGAACGUCCUUAUGUAAAUGCACAAGCAUUUAUGUUGCCAUAUGGUGUUAAAACUAUCGGUGUUACUACUACGAAGAAUGGAAUAGCGAUAAGAGAAUUUCUAUUUGCAUUGGAUACUGAUCAAAUACUUGGUUUAUCUAAGAGAAUAUUGGAUCCUAGAAGACCUCUGCAUGCUUUAACUAGUGAGGAUAAAGAAGAAAUGCUUAUCCCAUAUGACCCUGCAAUCCCAGAUAAUAAAAAAUUUAUACUAAGCUAUUAUUUAAGUGUUGCUGGUGUUAAACGGAUUAUAACAUCACCAGCUUUACUAGAGUCGACAUCACUUGUGCUUGCGUAUGGUUUGGAUUUGUGGUUCACAAGAGAAGCACCAUCAAAAACAUUUGAUGUACUAAGUGAAGAUUUCAAUUACAAUGAUUCGUUGAAAUAUUUUUAUAAUAGCAGUACCAGUCAUCAACCAUUAUCCACAAUUCAAAAAUCAAUGCUUGCCAUAAAAUCUGCAUUAACAGCUUUCUCAGAUCCUACAAGACAAGAUAUGAUUGCAAUAUUAGGUGAGACAACCAGUUCAAUAUUCUUAAGUCAACUCCGAGAUAAGAUGUUGCAUGAUACAACAGGACGUCGUAUAUUACGUAGCAGACCUACAGUAAACACAAAUGUUAUUGAUUUAAAUUAUUUGAGAAGCUUGCCUGAUGGAAGUUUUGGUAGAGAAUAUUUAAAUUUUCUAGAAAAAGAAAAUGUCACUCCAGAUUCUAGAGCCAAGGUAAAAUAUAUUGAAGAUGAUGAGUUAGCAUAUGUUAUGCAAAGAUAUAGAGAAUCUCAUGAUUUUUAUCAUACUCUAACAAAUUUACCUACAAGCGUUGAGGGUGAAUUGGCAUUAAAAUGGUUUGAACUUGCACAAACUAAUUUGCCAAUGACUUUACUAAGUUCAUUGGUUGGUCCAAUGAGAUUGAAUUCAACCGAGAGAAACAAUCUAUACAAUAAAUAUGUACCUUGGGCAAUACAAUGUGGCAGUCAAUCUAAAUUACUUUUAAAUGUGUAUUUUGAGGAAUGUUGGUUAAAAAAUAUUGAUGAAUUAAGGAGCGAAUUAGGAAUUUAUAUUAUUAAAUAA
Entrophospora sp. SA101 is the source of this 2478-nucleotide messenger RNA. NCBI's taxonomy places the organism in Eukaryota, Fungi, Glomeromycota, Glomeromycetes, Entrophosporales, Entrophosporaceae. The record is from the annotation of a GenBank genome assembly.